AUGAACGAUAGAAGAAAAUUGUACAGUCAAGUUGAAAGACGAACAAUUCCAAAUUGUGAACAAUUGCCGAAGAGUAAUUGCAAAGAGAAAAGGGACGAUGAUAAAAUUACUGUAGAAGGAUGCAGUAAAUUUAAAUCAACAAUUUUUAAUAGUGACCAUAUGGAAGCGUAUUAUGCAAAUUGUGGCGAUGAAUUAAGCGGUAUCGAAUAUGAGGAGGUUAUAUUGGAAAAAUCAAAAAGUUGUCCACGUUUGGGCUUAAAAUUAUAUUACAAUACUGCAAACGAGAAUGAUACUGAUGUAUUCAUUGGCGAGGUUGAAUGUGGAAGUGUUGCAGAUCGUGAUGGACGUCUCAGGCCCGGUGAUCAAAUAUUACAAGUAAACGGUGAAACAAUUUAUAGUCGUGCCAGUGCUGUAAAACAAUUUCGUAACAGCGGUAAUGAAAUAUCUUUAUUACUUGCCCGCUCCAUUCAGAAUGAAGAAUUUGAUUUGUUAUUGGAACCAACAGGUGAUGGUUGUAAUGAUAAUGAAAAAGAUGCACCCAACGAUGUUAAUUCCAGUAAUUCUACCCUUGAAAAGGAUUCUGGAUUAUCACGAAUGACUGAUUCGGAUGCCGAAUUGUUACCUGCACCAAUAUCAAGCAGUUUAAAUCAAUCAAUGGACUCAUUGAAUGAUUUACCAGAAGUAACUGAUUGUAGUUUGAGAAGAUGCGCAAGUGAUUGUUCAUUAGAACGAGAAUUAGCAUCGUUACAUCGAGAAAUGGAAACUAUACGCAUGGAAUGUGAUAGGCUUAUUUUAAAACAUAGUGAUAGUGGACGUAGUUUUGCUAAGAUGUUACAUGUAGCGGACAAUGAUGCCAAUGUUUAUCAAUUAAACGAUGAUGUAAAACGACGAUUGGAUGAUACAUCAAGUGCUUACAAUACUGGUGAAUCAUGUCGCAGUACACCAUUGAAACCGGAUGCUGUUGCACAAACUAAAAAAAGCAGUAAUAGCAUGCAAUCGCGUAAAUGUACAACAUUAGGUGAAUCAGUUAGUGAUACAGUUCGAUGUAUAGCAUCACAGAAGCCAUCUACUUCACAAAUUUCACAAGUUAAAUUUAGGUUACCGCAAUAUUCGGUUAUUUUAAGAGAAAAUGGAAAAAAAGGACAUGUUACAACAAAAGCAAAUGAGGAAGCACAACAAAUCCGAACGAAUGACAGAAGAAGACCAAUGGCAACACAAAUGGUUAAUGAAACUUAUAGGCCACAAAGAGCUGGCAUAACAAUGUAUACGAUGCCACAAAAAUUAGCGGAAACAAUAGCUCUGCAACAGCGAUUAUUACGUGAAGCAAUGGUUGAACAAGCGCAUAUGUUACGAACAUCAGCUAAAAGUGGCGCAAUAAAUGCUAUAACUAAUAAUCAAAAUAAUGAUGAAAGACGAGAUGGAGAAACAGGAAGAAUGGAUGGAUCAUCAACAAUGAAACAAUUUCAGGAUAAUAAAAUUUCGGGACCAUGCGAAUGGAAGGUUGAAAUUUGUUCGUUUCAUUUUCAGGAAUGCUAAUUAGUAACUAAAUUA
This is a messenger RNA of Loa loa (African eye worm), 1551 nucleotides long. RefSeq lists its product as hypothetical. The transcript is spliced from 12 exons. NCBI's taxonomy places the organism in Eukaryota, Metazoa, Nematoda, Chromadorea, Rhabditida, Onchocercidae. Bases 1 to 1536 code for a protein of 511 amino acids. The record is from RefSeq and is a predicted model, not a curated record. Gene Ontology annotation, molecular function: protein binding.